Poecilia reticulata (guppy) is the source of this 4844-nucleotide messenger RNA. It is a transcript of the gene cntn2, whose product is annotated as contactin 2. NCBI's taxonomy places the organism in Eukaryota, Metazoa, Chordata, Actinopteri, Cyprinodontiformes, Poeciliidae. Gene Ontology annotation, molecular function: cell-cell adhesion mediator activity. The record is from RefSeq and is a predicted model, not a curated record. Gene Ontology annotation, biological process: axon guidance; brain development; cell-cell adhesion. Gene Ontology annotation, cellular component: plasma membrane; axon.
GCAGAUUUUUGUGCGCGAUAACAGACCGGAAGUUGUUGAAUUUCCGCAAACUUGACUACAGUGAUGGGACAAGAACGCGAUUCAAAGAAAGGAGGGAUGACACUGAGGGAAGUGAUCAGACAGAGGUAGAGAGCAGCGGCGGAACGGGGCUCCACUGGCAGAGAAGAAGCAACGGUAGCGACGAGGACCGAGCCCGGGAGGAGAGCGCGGAGGACAGCCAGCCCGGCCGGCCGGCCAGCCGCCCUCCGUCUAACGUUCCAGCGACCUCCGUCGGAGCUCCCUCCGCAGCUCCGCAGCUCCGCAUCGCCGCUCCAAGCAGAGCAUCUUGGAAAAGGCACAGAGCGGGCAGUCCUUCCUGGAAGGAGGAGAUUUCUCUGCUGAUUGUGACCCAGUUGGAUCCAGAGGAUGGACGUUUGGUUGGGUUUGCUUUUCCUCAGUUCUGCCGCUCUGAAGGCAGCUGUAGGAAACGUGUGUGUGUCGGGUCACGACAGAGGACCAGUGUUUGAAGAGCAGCCAAGCAGCUUAAUUUACCCAGAGGGCUUGACUGAAGGCAAAAUAACUCUGAGCUGUCAGGCGAGAGCCAGUCCACCUGCAACCUACUCGUGGAAACUGAACGGCACAGUCCUGGAGCUGGGGUUGAGCCGGUACACUCUGGUGGCUGGCAGCCUGGUGAUCAGCAGCCCUGACAAUUCCCAAGAUACCGGAUCGUACCAGUGUCUGGCUAAGAACCCGUGUGGGACGAUCAUCAGCCGAGCUGCUAAUCUCAAGUUUGGCUACCUUCAUGACUUCCCUCCUGACAGCAGGACUUCACAGACCGUGUAUGAGGGCGCCGGCACUUUCCUGGCCUGUCAGCCGCCCCCACAUUACCCAGCUCUGUCCUAUCGCUGGUAUUUCAACGAGUUUCCCAACUUCAUCAGAAAGGACGACGGACGCUGGUUUGUGUCGCAGGUCACUGGGAACCUGUACUUGGCCAAAGCAGAGUUAAAUGACACUGGGAACUACUUCUGCUUUACUACCAUCAAUCUGGACAUCAGCACCAAAAGCACUUUUAGCAAGGGCAGCCUGCUCACUGUAAUGCCAGAUGCCAAUCCCAGGAGGUCAGCACCAAGCAUUAGGCUGCGCUUCCCAGCGGAGACUUACGCCCUCGCUGGACACACUGCCCAAUUGGAAUGCUUUGCGAACGGAAAUCCAGUCCCGAAGCUUCGGUGGAGGAAGGUUGACGGUUUAAUGCCGUCCAAAACAGGCUCCUCCUCACAGAGUCACACCCUCACCCUACCUGAACUCUCUUUUGACGACGAGGGAAUUUAUGAGUGUGAAGCCUACAACUCAGAAGGACGUGACACAUACCAGGGACGCAUCAUUGUGCAAGCUCAGCCGGAGUGGUUGCAGGUGAUGAGCGACUCGGAGGUGGAGAUCAGCUCAGAACUUCACUGGAGCUGCUUAGCUGCUGGAAAACCUCGACCGGCUGUCCGCUGGAUACGCAACGGAUUGUUUCUCACCACACAGGAUCGGGUGACGGUGAACGGAGCGCAUCUGAAAAUCAGCAACCUGGCCCUGGAGGAUUCAGGGAUGUACCAGUGUGUGGCUGAGAACAAACACGGCACUAUUUAUUCAUCUGCCGAGCUGAGGGUCCAAGUCCAGGCUCCAGAUUUCAGGCUGAAUCCGGUGAGGAAGCUGAUCCCGGCAGCCAGAGGCGGCCAGGUGGUGAUCGAGUGUCGCCCUCGCGCGGCACCGAAGCCCAUCCUGUUCUGGAGCCGAGGGACGGAGCUUCUGACCAACAGCAGCAGGAUCACAGUAACUCCAGAUGGCACGCUGUGGAUCUACAACAUCAGCCGGGCAGAUGAAGGAAAAUACACCUGCUUUGCUGAGAACUACCUGGGCAAAGCCAACAGCACCGGACACCUGUCUGUUAGAGAUGCCACCAAAAUCACACUGGCUCCCUCCAACGCUGACAUCAACCAGGGGGAGAACGUGACGCUGCAGUGCCACGCCUCCCAUGACCCCACCAUGGACUUGACCUUCACCUGGGCCCUCAAUGGGGUUCUGCUGGACCUGGAGAACUGGGCUGGGCCGUACCAGCGGGUGGAGGCGAAGGAAAACAUCGGCGACCUGCUUAUUGUAAACGCUCAGCUGAGUCAGGCCGGAGUAUUUACCUGCACAGCUCAGACUGUGGUGGACAGCGCUGCUUCUUCUGCUAAACUGGUUGUGCGAGGACCCCCAGGACCACCCGGUGGUCUGCUGGUGAAGAACGUGGCCGAGACGUCGGUGGAACUCAAAUGGAGCCGUGGCUAUGACAACCACAGUCCCAUCGGCAAAUACGUCAUAAUGGGUCGAUCGUCUCUCUCGACAGAGUGGAGGAAGAUGAUGACAGAACCAGCAAACAUCGAGGGGAACGCCGAGUCGGCGCGGGUGACCGGAUUGAUUCCCUGGAUGGAUUAUGAAUUCCAGGUCAUCGCCAGCAACAUUCUGGGCAGCGGGGAGCCCAGCAUGCCGUCCCACGUCAUCCGCACAAAGCAAGCAGCUCCUACGGUGGCCCCAAGUGGACUCGGUGGAGGGGGAGGAAACCGCAAUGAACUGAUUGUUACCUGGACUCCCAUGGCCAGGGAGUACCAGAACGGGGACGGCUUUGGCUACAUUCUGGCCUUCAGGAAGAAAGACACGCCGCUGUGGUCGGAGGUGCAAAUCCUGCAUGUGGAGUCCUCUCGCUACGUCUACUACAAUGAAAGCCUGACGCCUUACACUCCUUUUGAAGUAAAGAUCAAAGCGUACAACCGCAGAGGUGAAGGUCCGUUCAGCCAGCUCUCAGACGUCUACUCUGCAGAGGAAGAGCCAACUGUGAGACCUUCAGGCAUCAAUGCCACAGCACUGUCGGCCUUUGAGAUCCAGGUGUCAUGGGAACCCAUCCAGCCGCUUAGCAACGGCAUCCUAAGAGGAUAUGAGAUCCGAUACUGGCGGCAGCACGAGAGAGAGGCGGCCGCGGACCGGGUCAGGACGGCCGGGCUACAGCCUACAGCCCGGGUGUCCGGCCUUCGACCGAGCACUCGGUACAAUGUGGCCGUUCUGGCGUACAACAGCGCCGGCACGGGGCCUCCGUCGCCUCGCACUGCCGUCACCACCAGGAAACCACCUCCCAAUCGUCCUCCGGGCAACGUGUCGACUGAAACCAAAGGCUCUGAAGUAACGCUGAAGUGGAGUCAUGUGACAGCGAUGCACAACGAGUCAGCCGUGUUGGGCUAUAAGAUUCUGUACAGACAUGAUGACCAGACUGUAAUGAAGUUUCUGGACAAGUCGAAGACGUCAUUCACUCUGCCGCUAACUAAAGACUACGGCUACGCACUGCUGGAGAUUCGGACAUGGGGCGAGGGCGGAGACGGACCGUCUCAUGAGGUCAUCGUGUCCCAGGACUCUGGAACCGGAAUGAUGGUGCAGAAGGACGCCUCCUCUGCCCUGACCAGCUCCCUCCUCCACAUGGCCAUUGGCCCGGUUCUCUUGGCCUUCAGCCUGCUGUGAUCCGUCUGUUACUGUUAGUGAAGCGAAGGCUCCAGGUGGACUUUAGAUUUCAUUCCUUAUAAUAACAGUUUUAACAUCUCAGUGCAGUGGAGGGAACCAGAACUUACCACUCCUGGGUUCUUCAUGAACAUCAGCUCUUAAGGUGCAAACAGAACUGAGUGAGUGGAUGGUUAGCAUUGUUAGCUUCUAGAUGUGUGAUCUGACAUUCACUCUAAGAGCAGCUAUAUCUACGUCGUUUAAUUUGGCAAAAAAAAGCCUUUCAUCUGCCGCAGUUGUUUUCUGCAUGUCAGGUCUCACUGUCUUCCCGUUUUCCUGGACGUGCAUGGAGCAGCGUAACCCGACGGAAUGAAAGCUGCAUGUUGUUCCCUCCAUCCCCUCGUCUCCACCUGCUGCAACUCCGUCUUUAGAGAGGAGGGUCUUAAUUGUUUCUGCAAAACCAGGGACUAAGCACCCACUUUAAUCUGGUUAAAGUUGAGUUGAAGCUUUUAAAAUGCUGUCUAUUGUUUUUCUUUCGAUAUACUUUUUUUUUUACUUUUUGCCCUAAUGAGCAUGGCAUUCUGGGGUUAACACGGUUUCACUCUGCAUUCACAGAUAUUUUAGGGAGGAUGAUUAGAUAGCUGGGGCGGUUAGCUCUAAAACUAUCGUGGUCAUUCUAAAACCAAGAAAAUCAGAAUUUUGUACUCUGAUGAAACAGAAAAGAGUUUUGUGUAACAAACCACUGUAGCCGCCAGGUUAGUGCCUCAGCACUGCAGAAGAAAAUGAUUUGUUUCUGUUGUGCUCGUUUUUCAGAUUAUCUCAAAGUAGCAAGUGUUAAAUACAGAAAAUAGGUUUUAUGUCUUUAGGUUAAAAAAAAAGUUGACGCCUUCAAAACAACGUAAGUUCCCGCAACGGUAGAUUAGAAAAAGAAAUGUCCUUUCUGCCAUUUGCUCUGACCGCAACAAUCAGACGGACCUUUAAGCUGACUCGCUCUGUUUGUGUUUGUGUCUCUGUUGUAACCGCAGCAGGCGGCAGAGCACGUCCGCUCCUUUUAUCAUUGAUAGAAUAUGUGCCUGCAGUGUAAAAAACGUUCAUGUUUGAUGUGUUUAUUGCCGAUCAUUUUUUGCCGAUAAGGCUAAUCAGGGAGAGAUGAAAGAGUUGUUAGUAUUAGUGCCGUGGUCAGGCCACCGGCGCUGACGCAACACGUCUGACCCUCUGCAGUUCCCAGAUCCCACCGAGCCUCCAGAACACCCGCCGCCUUCUGUUGUUUCUAGAGGUUCUUGCUGUUAUUUUUAUUUCUUUCUUCUUAUUUUUGCCUUAUUUAUUUCAAUGUGUUGAUUUUUAUUUAUAUAUUUCUU